Molecule: messenger RNA, 4522 nt
Organism: Hyla sarda
Lineage: Eukaryota; Metazoa; Chordata; Amphibia; Anura; Hylidae
Gene: NUDT13
Product: nudix hydrolase 13
Exons: 9
Coding region: 361-1368 (335 amino acids)
Molecular function (GO): hydrolase activity; metal ion binding
Source: RefSeq, a predicted model, not a curated record
GCAACUGGACAACUUUUCCUUUGCACAAGUUUUGAUAAACUCCCCCAUAGUCCCUUACAUGUACAGGGAGGAAACCAUGACUAAAGAAUCAGCAGCAGCUUGUAUGACCCCGGAAACUAUAUUUCCCAUGAUGCCCUCUUACUAACUGGUGACGUUUUGAAAAAACCGGCGGGGGAGUUCCGAAAUGGGCUUGUGGGAAAUGUAGUUGUUAACCCAUAACUUUUCCCGUUGGUUCCUAGUUUGUGGCGCGCGCACAGUGACUACAUUUCCCAUAGUUCCCUCUUAGUGAGCGCCUGUCCGAACCGUGGUUGGUGCUGAACAUUGAUCUUCAAAAGUGAAAGUAUCUUCCUACUCUAGAAAAUGCUUAGUGCUGCUGUUAGGCAUGCAGCCCGUUCUGUCAGGCAUUGCUCUUCCUACGUUAAACAGACACGUUUUCUGUUUGAACUGAAAGAAAAUGAUGAAACCUGUCGCCAAGCUCUGAAAUCUGGAUCUUUCUACCUAUUUCACAAUCUUUCACCGCUUGUUGGAAAGUCUGGAAGCAGUUUCUACGCACCAGCAGUCAGUGGUCCAGAUUUACUGCAGGUCCUCAGAAGUUGUGGAGAAGAAAGGAUAAACUUAGAAGACUCAGUUUUGGUCGGUUGCACUAAUUCAUCUAUUGCCCAGUUUGCUCUGGAUCUUGGGUCUUUUGAAAAGUCUGCCAUUGAAGAAAAAUUUACAGGGAAAUUCACAGACCUAAGGAAAGCUGCUUUGCAAAUAGAUGGAGAAGAUGGAUCUCUGAUAUGUAAGGCACAAUCCCUUUUACGUUGGCAUGAUUGUCAUCAAUACUGCAGCAAAUCAGGGGAGCCAACACAAAAAAAUGUGUCGGGAAGUAAGCGUGUGUGCCAUUCUAAUGGAAUCAUUUACUACCCACAGAUUUCGCCAGUGGUUAUCACACUUUUAUCUAGCGGAAACCGAUGCUUGCUUGCUCACCAGGAGCACUUUCCAGCUGGGAUGUAUACCGCACUUGCAGGUUUCUGUGAAAUUGGGGAGAUGCUGGAAGAAACAGUUCGGAGAGAAGUAGCAGAAGAAGUUGGUUUGGUGGUGGAUACUAUCAGAUAUUCGGGGUCCCAGCACUGGCCAUUUCCUACCAGUUCACUGAUGUUGGCAUGCCAGGCUACAGUCAAGGAUGACAAACUUGAGAUCAACAGAGCAGAGAUAGAAGAUGCCCGAUGGUUUACAUUGGAAGAGGUGAUUGAAGCACUACAAGUGAAGAUGAUGCCUUCUAAAUUACCAGACGGUACUUUGCCAGUCUGGCUGCCUCCGAAGUUUGCCAUAGCUCAUCAGCUCAUACAGGAAUGGGUACAAGAACAGAAAGCUCUACAAAGUUAAAGGGGUUUUCCACCAUAAGGUGAUUUUAGUAUGUACCUGGCAGACAGUAAUGCACAUGCUUAGGAAGGAUCUGCCCUUGUCUUGGGGCUAAAUGGCUAUGUCAUGUGAUUAACAUAACAUAGUGGCUAGCUUUUUGUGAACUGGUAUUUCCGAUAAUUUAUACCGGAAUAUCGGUAUAAGCUAUCGGCCCUAACCUCCACAGAUUAUCGGUAUCGGCCCUGAAAAAUCGAUAUCGGUCGAUCCCUAUUACAAAUCCCAUAAUUUCAUCUUCCUCCCUCCCACACAUCAGCUACCCCACCCAUUGAAACAUAAAUGAGCUGCAUCCAUUCAAAAUACCUGUGUGUUUCAAUUCAGGGUGCCUACAGAUGUUGCAUUAGUUGCAGAUUGAUCUCUCUCCAACCAAGCGAUCGCUCCACCCAUUGAAGCAGACAGGCUCCCUGUCAUCAGCUGACUAGUGAGUCAGGUCUCGGCCGCAUUGCAACCUGGGAAAAAUCUGAGACAACAGUCAUUUUGUAUGCUGCUAAAAAUAAAUAUUGGAGUGAAAAUCACAGAAGAAUUGUGAGAAAACCGUCACACACAGGUGCAGACACUAUAUUAUGAACUACACUAAUUACAGCCACUGUAGCAUUGUCAAAUAAAAAAAAAUCCUGGAAUACCCCUUUAACAUGCAAGAAUAUCGAACAACAUUUAGCAUUACCUAACAUGUCAUUAUAUAAUUAUAAUAAUAAUUAUAAUAUAUUAAAAUGCACUCAUUGAAGUGUAAGUAGCUUGGGUGUUACCAUAUCCUGGGAUUGAAUAAGCCUAUUAAUUAUUAUUUGCAUAUUUGGUUAUUGAAAGCAUUUUAUAGUAACAUUUUAUUAAACCUUACCGGUGACCAGGACAGGAAGCCUAUAGACCUGAUGUAUCACUACAUUGUUGUGGGCUGGUUUCUCAGCAAAAUUUUAGAUCCUGGAGGAGAAGACUAAAUCAGAAAUGUACCUUAUAUACUUUUAUUAUGUGGUAAAAUACACAUUAAAAACAAUGUGCAAUAUAUGUCCCAUAGUAAACUGUGGCCCAUAUUUUUUUUGAUGUAGAGAUCAAAUACACAUCACUUAUUUGUGCAUAUUAUGCAUGAUAUAUGCAUUUGCAAGGUAGCAAAUGGAUUACCUCUAUGGAAUAGAACUAACCCGAAUUACAUUCUGUGUCAAAACACUCAAUUAAAGCGUACCUGUCAGGUCCCCCCCCCCCCCCCAAAAAAAAAAAAAAUAAAUAUAAUAUGUCACUCGGUACCUUAUCCUGACCAUGUACAUCUCAUUUUUAUGCAUCUAUCACCUAUAUUUAUUAUAAAAGUCCCUCUUUUCAUUAGCUCACAGUGUUAGAAAUCCUCUCAUCAGUAGUGGGUGUGUCCCUCCCUUAUGGUGGUGGGAGGUGAUUGGUGUGUCGGCUCAUACAGCCUAGUCCAUGAGUCAUCUCUUUUCCAUGACUCAUGGACAAGCCUGAUGCUGCCACAGGACAGGUUAGUGUCCCAGUAGAUAUGGGGACCCCUAGUGGUGGGAUUUUCUGGAGCCGUUUUCUUUAUUAAAUAUAAAAAAAAAAAAAUUAACAACCACAUUACAAAAGGUGUUUCAUUUUCAUUAGUAACAACAUAUAAAAAGUUUAAAAACAACCCAGUUCAUUAUACUUUUGUUUGAAGUUAUUUUGACAAAAUGGUGUGGCUAGAUGUUACACUGAAGUCUACAGUCUACGUACAAAGUAUUUUGUGGCAUUUUGUGUUGGGGGUGGGGUCAUUGGCCUUUUUUUUAUUUAUUUUUUUUCAAACACAGCUUUCUCUGGGUAUGCUGUUUUGUCUGCCAUUUUUCCCAUAGGCUUUUCUGUAGGCCUUGAAAAAAAUGCCUGUACGCAUGUACAAAAUAACACUACAUAGGCACCACAAGUGAAAGUUUCACUCAUUCAGACAACUGUAAACCAUAUUGGGCCUUUACAUUUUAUACAGCAGUGUCCAGAACAAAUUAGUGAGAUUUUUAUUACUGCAGUUGCAUUACCUACUUUCCUACUGUUGUCUGUCUUUUAUAAUAUUUAUACAGCAUGCCACAAGACAGUAUUUUACAUAUGUGGCUGUCUGGGCUGGUGUAUCCAGCUGAAAGAUAUCUGUGACCUUUUUAUAAAAUUUCACCUGGAAACAUGAUAUGCACAAUAUCACUAUAUUGUACAGUAUAAAUACAGUACAGUAUAUAGCAAUAUGCAUUAAAGAUUGCAAGGUCGGGGAUAAUUUCCAUGUUUCAUCGCUUUCGGACGAUCAGAUUUUUGAAGUGAACAGUACAGUUCUUUUGUCUCACAGAUACUCAUGAGUUUGCCCAUUUUUAAUUUAAUUAACACAGGUAGUUUUUCACUAGCCAGCAAUACCAACAAUAGAGCCAAAUGCCAACCUGUAUUGACCAUGUUACUUCCAACUGUACACAACAUACCUGUCUAGCAGUGACAAACAAAUACAACAGUACAGCAUAACUCUUCAGUAGCAUCAAUCACAACAGUCCAUCACUAAAUACCUUUCCAGUACCGCAAAAUGUCACUGUGCAGUACAAAAUACCUCUCCAGCAUUACAGUGCAGCACAAAAUACCUCUUUAUCAGUGCCAAACACCACAGAAUUCCGCAUCAGUGUAAAAUACCUUUCUAGUACCGCAAAAUAUCACUGUGCAGUACAAAAUACCUCUCCAGCAUUACAGUGCAGCAGAAAAUACCUCUUUAUCAGUGCCAAACACCACAGAAUUCCGCAUCAGUGUAAAAUACCUUUCUAGUAGCGCUAAACACUGCAAUGCAAUACCAAAUACCUCUCAUGCAGCUCAUCACCAGACAAUAAGUCUCCUCCCAGUUUAGAAAGUGCUGAUCUUUACUAACAUUACUGGCAUUAGAAGUUAUCUCUGUGGAUUAAAAUAGGAUAGACACUGGUGCUAUUCUUUAUGCUCUGGAUUAUUUGGUGCUAAACUAAUAUUUUAUUGCGUAUUAUAUUACUUUUAUUCUUUAUUAUGUUUGUAUUUAGAAAUACCUGUACAUGAUGUAAACCCUGAACAUUUUUAAUUGUACCGACUGCUGUAUUUUGCAUUUUAGAACUGAAAUAGGUGCUAACCAAGACAAUGGAGGCUCAAAAACAUAAUAUAUUAUUAAAUGACUUAAAAG